Diaporthe citri is the source of this 561-nucleotide messenger RNA. RefSeq lists its product as uncharacterized. The record is from RefSeq and is a predicted model, not a curated record. Lineage: Eukaryota; Fungi; Ascomycota; Sordariomycetes; Diaporthales; Diaporthaceae. The coding region runs from base 1 to 561 and encodes 186 amino acids. The transcript has a single exon.
AUGACAAAUACCCUGCGCGACUUCGAAAGCCCAUACGGUCGUGAUGAGAACGAGCUCCUCAACCUCAUGAAGAUGGCAAUCGCCGGCAGCGAGUCCGGCGCCGCGGCGCCGCAAAUGCUGGCCGGUCUCGCAACCGGGGUCAGUGCCACCGCCGCCGGCGUCGACGCGUGGCACCUCAGCGACCCCAAGUUCGCCAUCAUGGCCAAGAUCGGGGCCAGGCACGCGGCGGCUGGGAAGAGCCAGGAGCAGGAGACGAGCGUGCACGCGCAGCUGCUCGCGGCCAAGACCCCGGCGGAGGCCGCGGGCAUCGUGUUGCAGGGCCUGGCGAUCCGCGUGGCUGAUGUUUUGCAUACGGAUCCUUCGGAGAUCGAUGAGCAUCGGUUCUUGCAUACGUCCGGCAUAGACUCUCUGGUCUCUAUUCAGAUUGUGGAUUGGGCCCUGAAGUCGUGCGAGUCGCGGAUCACGGUGCUGGAUGUCAUGGCUGCGGUGCCCAUCAAUGAAACGGCGCGGAAGAUCGCUGCGAAGUCGUCGAUCACACCAAAGGAUGUUGAGCAGAAUUGA